AUGGCGCGUCGAAAGCACAGAGCGACCCCGCCGUCUGCAGCCGCCGAGAAAUCGGAUAACCGGCGUCACUUAAGCAUGGAGAGGUCGGCUUACUUCGCUAGGAGAGAGGCGGCGAAGGUAUUGAAGCUCGUUCUCCAAGGAGACGCCAAGCGCCAGUCCGUCGGCUCCAUUAAGACGCUCGUUUACGGUCCCUCAGUGAGGAACAAGAAAGGCACGUUUGCUUUGAUCUGUCAAACCCUAAAGUAUCUUUUGAUAAUCCAAGACGUGUUGAAGGCCGCCGACGUAUUGAAUAGCAAGUGGAAGAAGCAAGACGAGUUAGUAUACAUAGUCACCUAUGAUAUUCUUUUUGGCCAGGUGAGUUCAUCAGCGGUCGGGGAUGCGGAGAAGUUUCUCAUGCGUCGCAAAGAGGCUCUGCAGGCAGCUCUAGCGCGGCUUUUAGUGAAGAAAAAAGUGAAGAGUGUGGAAGAGUUUAUAGCUCUUUAUGAUAUACCUGAUAUUUCAAAUCCUCGUUAUGUUCGUGUAAAUACUCUGAAAAUGGAUGUUGAGACUGCCGUCCUUGAAUUACAGAAGCAAUUCAAGGUUCAAAAGGAUGACCUGGUUCCUGACUUGUUGGUUCUUCCACCGGGUAGUGAUCUCCAUGAUCAUCAUCUAAUAAAGAAUGGAAAUGUCUUUAUGCAAGGAAAGGCAAGCUCUAUGGUGGCAGCAGCCCUUGCUCCAAAACCAGAAUGGGAGGUUCUCGAUGCAUGCUCAGCUCCUGGAAACAAAACUGUACACCUUGCAGCUCUUAUGAGAGGAAAGGGAAAGGUCAUAGCAUGUGAGCUGAAUGAAGAAAGGGUUAAACGUUUAAAAGAGACUAUCAGACUCUCUGGUGCUUCUAAUAUUAAGGUUGUGCAUGGAGAUUUCUUAGACUUAAACCCUGAAGAUCCUCCAUAUUCCAAGGUGCGCGCCAUUCUCUUAGAUCCUUCCUGCUCUGGAUCUGGGACUGCUUCUGCAAGAUUAGAUCAUUUGCUCCCAUCUUCUGCUCCAGGUCAAGCUGCUGAUUUUACCAGCACAGAAAGACUGAACAAGCUUGCGGCCUUCCAGAGAAAAGCUCUAGCUCACGCUUUAUCUUUUCCGGAUGUUGAGAGAGUUGUUUACAGCACAUGCUCUGUCAACCAAGUUGAAAAUGAAGAUGUUGUUAAAUCUGUUCUACCACUUGCUGCAUCCAAUGGUUUUCAACUGGAAACUCCCUUCCCAGAAUGGCACCGCCGUGGUCUCCCGGUUGUCGAGAGCGCUGAAUGCUUGCUUCGGACUGAUCCCAAGGAGGACAAAGAAGGCUUCUUCAUUGCUCUGUUUGUCAGGAGGAGCUCUGGGAAUCAGUCAGAGAAACCUAACGCCGACGGACACACUCACAGAGCUUCGACGGCAAAGAGAAGUUAUGUGGGAGCUCAUCUCAAUCUGUUUAAAAUGUUUGCACAUGCGCAUUUGAGUCGGCGUAAUUGUAGUCAUUGCGAUUGUUGUUAA
Molecule: messenger RNA, 1503 nt
Organism: Prunus armeniaca (apricot)
Lineage: Eukaryota; Viridiplantae; Streptophyta; Magnoliopsida; Rosales; Rosaceae
Source: the annotation of a GenBank genome assembly